CAUUAAAAAGAAUAAGCCGCCAUAUUUGUUUACCCCACUCACUUACUAACGUUAUAUAGCGGGGGUGCGGAACUAGUAGCAUCUCCAUGGAAACGGACAUUGCCGGAGAACAACGACGCACAGUUUCACCGAUCUGUAGCACAUAUGGACGGUCUCUGAAGAGUCAGCGGCUCGCUGGACGGUUCGCUUAAGGCUAUCCUCUUCUUCAUUAUCUAUGUUACGUUAAUACGUUCCCAUCACCAUGGCCGUUUCGGUAGAGGAGGUUUCUUCGUCCCUUGUACGGGAAUAUCUGAGUCGAAAGGGACUCAAGAGGACGAUUGCCUGUAUGGAUGAGGAGCAUCCACGCACAGAGGCCAGUAUCAACAACAGAUCACACUUGAGGCAGAUUCUUAACAUAGAGGGUCUCUAUAAAAAGAAUAAGGUUCAGUCGUCCCCUCUGAAAACAUUACUGGAGAUUAUUGUGAAGCAUCACAUCAGUGGCCUUAAGAAUGACAAGAUGAUCAGCCAUGAAAGUGAUCCCCUGCAGUCUGCUCGAGCUAUGAACUCGAUUGCUAAUUCCCCUGCUGCAACACCAACAGUGAUGAAUAACACAAUAACAGAGGAUCUCACAACAGCUUUUGUUAUAAGCAAACACGUCAAAUUAAGGUCUGAUAUAGAAGAAAUCUGCCCAUCUCAGCCUGUAUACACAACAUUGUUGCCUAAUUCAGAUAGACUAUCCAGUCAUGAUCAAACAGGUCUCUGGGCUUUUGACUCAGAAGACCAAAAAGGCCAGUCACUGGUGGCUUCCCUCCAGGACAAUGAGAGCUUCAUCAAACGAGAACCAGAAAAGAAGACUUGUAUCACUGAGAGCACCCAAAGGAGCAGAGCUAAUCGAAUUAGACGUGGCAUGAUGGCAGGACCAAUAGCUAGUUCACGUCAGGAAUCAACCAAAAAGAGACAGAAUCGAAGGCUAGAAGUGUCCCAGCCGCUGCUCAGAAAAGAAGAAAACAGGCAUUCUACGGAUGGACUUUUAGUGACAGGCUUACAUCUAAAAAGCUCAGAAAGCGGCCUAACUGAAAUCAACUCAGCUGACUGCGUUGGAGGGCGAUGGGAGGUGCGGAGUGCACCACAGAGAGUGCAGAGGGAAAGUGGCUUUAAAAAAAUGGAACAUGACAUACUGAAGACUAAAAAAAUAAAGUCUUUUGCCAGGCCAAAUGUGGCUGAUUUGGAUGUGUCUGAGAUGGUUUUAGAUGACAUUGAUGAUGACGAUGAGCUGCGAGAACUCUCCCAAGUGUCCUUUCAGAGAACCAUCACAGAGCACAGCUAUGCUGGCCGCCCAAUGGACCAACACACUGCCACGGAAUUGAAAGCGGUUCUUCUUGGAUCCAGCCUAAAUUGUUUCAGUGUUGAGUGGAGGAAUCAGGGUUUCACAUUCUCAGAAAUGCAUGACCUGGGUUAUGGAAUUGUGCAGAAAAAGGGUGGUCCAUGCGGGGUUCUGGCAUCCAUCCAAGCCUUUGUUCUAAAGAAACUACUGUUUGAAAACAUCAAAAGCAGUGACACAGUCCUUCAGAGGUUAAGACCUUCAAAUGCUACCAGAAGAAAGUGUCUUGUUUUAGCUGCGGCUGAAAUUCUGUGGAGGGCUGGCGAGGAAAAGCAAGCCACAGUGGCAAUAAAUUCAGGGAGAAAUCAUUUCACCCCAAGUGGACACUACAAAUCUGAAGGAGUGCUGGAAAAGAUAACAUGUUUCACUAUGGAUAACAUGAAGGACCUGCAGUCGUUUCUUGAGCAGUAUAUUGAGCAGUUUGAGACUGGGAUGUUAGGAUGCAUACUGCUGACCAUAUCUGCAGUUCUCUCUCGAACCAUUGAAAGACUAAGAGAGGAUAUGGACGUGCCCACCGCCACACUCAUUGGAGCCCAUGGCUACUGCACUCAGGAGCUGGUCAACCUGUUGCUCUGUGGAAGAUCAGUUUCUAAUGUCUUUGACAAUGACAUGGAGUUGGACUCAGGCAAUGGCAACAUGACUCUACUCAAGGGAAUCAAAGGCGACUGUGAUGUUGGCCUGCUGUCCCUGUUCGAACAUUAUAACAUCUGUAAGGUAGGAGCUUACCUGAAGACUCCCCGUUACCCCAUCUGGGUGAUGUGUAGUGAAAGCCACUUCAGUGUGCUGUUUGGCCUGCAGAGGGAGCUGUUGACCAAUCAGGACAAAGGUCUGGAGUUUGACCUCUACUAUUAUGACGGACUGGCCAAUCAACAGGAGGAGAUCCGCCUCACUGUCUCUGUCGGCAAAUCGGCCCCGGCCUGUCAGGAUGACGACACUGAUCUCAUUCCUCCACUGGAGCACUGUAUCCGAACAAGGUGGAAAGAUGCAUUUGUCAAUUGGAAUGACACAGAGCCCAUUCUCUGACCGAUCACAUGGUUUGAUGUUAUUUAAAGUUCCAGUGUUUAGGAUUUAGUAGUGUCUAGCAGUGUAGUUGUAGAUUACAGGCAUAAAGGAGAAACUACGGUGGCUGCACAAUUUUAUUUAUUUCCAGGUGAUUAUACACUAACGAAAACAUCUGAAUUUAAUAUUCUCCCAAUAGAUCCUCCUAAAUGAUACACACUGGGUCUUUAAAUCAGGGGAAGCACUAUUAACUGACAAUAAACAUUUUGCAUCACCAAUACAGAUAUUUUUACACAGGUUUUCCUCCUAUGACAUUAGGUUUUCGGAGUAUUCAUCCAUAUAUUUUAGCAUUACUGUUGUUUUCUUGACAUGAUGGCCUGGAUAUUAUGUGUCACACAAUGUAUGUGUAGCCGGAAGGGUUUGGAAUAUGGCAUAUCAUGAUAUUUGAGAGCAUGUAAUUACUGUCUUUUUUGAAAGGUUUAGCAAUAAUCAUGAAGUAACUUUUUCUUACAAUGUACAAGUUUUCAGGAUGUCUAAUAGGCUACUUUUGUUGCUGGUAAAAAGUUGAUUACUGCAAGAUACACUAUUGACCACAGUGGCCUUUCACUUUUCACUCUGUACUUUUUACAUAAACAUAUUAUAUGUUAUGUAAUAACAAGCUGAUGUCCAUAUUUUACACUAAAUCAUUAUGAUUUUCCUGCUUAUUAGAAAUGAAAUGAAUAUGUGUUAUUUUAAUCAGGAAAUCUUGGUUUUGAAAUAGCCAAAAAUCCAAUUGCCUUUUAUUACAUGUGCACACUUUAAAUGAGAUAAUAGGUGGUACUGUUUUGGUUUCAUUGCUUCAGUUAUAAUUCUGAUGUGUAAAGAGAUUAGAUACAAUAAACACAGAGUGUGUGUGUGUGUGUGUGUGUGUGUGUGUGUGUGUGUGUGUGAGAGAGAGAGAGGGAGAGAGAGAGAGAAAGAGAGAGGAUAUUAUACAAAUGAAUUUUCACUUUUGAAACCUCUCACAAGGAGCAGAAAUUAAACUCAUUCAAUACCUCGA
This is a messenger RNA of Dicentrarchus labrax (European seabass), 3398 nucleotides long. RefSeq names its product MINDY lysine 48 deubiquitinase 4 (gene mindy4). The record is from RefSeq and is a predicted model, not a curated record. NCBI's taxonomy places the organism in Eukaryota, Metazoa, Chordata, Actinopteri, Moronidae. Bases 242 to 2383 code for a protein of 713 amino acids. The transcript has 18 exons. Gene Ontology annotation, molecular function: cysteine-type deubiquitinase activity; K48-linked deubiquitinase activity. Gene Ontology annotation, biological process: protein K48-linked deubiquitination.